GAUAUGGAGCUUCCUAUCCAGGGUUAUUGAUUCUUGCAUGACUUACUUUGCUCACAAUGUAUGGAGAGUUAUGCGAUAUUGGAUCGAGAUGCAGAUGAACACAAUGAUCCUACUCGCCAACACCCACAUCAUCACACCCUCCUGCAUGCAUGCACUACAUGGACACUACAUCCAUGUAGUGCAUGAGGCUACCAAAUACUCUCCCUCAGCUCUAAGCCCCGACUGCUCCAACAUUACUGUUGCUUCCAGUGUCUUGACUUCUUCAAUCUCUACCACUUCUGGCUCCCCUUCGCCCCCGAAGCUAGAGCGUCUAAGUAAGAUGGAAUCUGUAGAGCUUCACGCGCGGGCUAGUGAAUGUGUCUCUGAUUUCAAUGCAUUGCUAAUGGUCGAGCCCCCUGUCGGAAUUCAUCACAAUGGUGACGAUCUGACUAGCGAAGAGCAACUUGCCCGCUUCUCAAUUUGGGCAGCAAACAUCGGGAUUUUCGCAGACGGCCAUGCAUCUCUGGACUAUAGACUAAGGGAUAGCUGGGAAGCCAAAAAAUUGAUGCUUGAUCUCCUGGGAAGUCUAAAGAACUAUCUUCGUCGAGCAACGGACACCGUCAGGGACUCUGAUGACGCUGACGGUUUGUUGAACCCCUCGGCGAGAAGCCAGGAGACGAUAAACACUGGGUCUCAGCAAAUUCUUUCUGCUUCUUCCAUCCUUACCUCGUCAUAUCAGGCUUCAGUAACAGAUGAUUCUAUUUCAAUUUCGGUCGAUCAAGACCGAACUCCUUUCGAACAGCGUCUGCAUGGAGUUGAGCAGACGAUUGAUCGCCUGUAUAGACUUUCCGUAGCUAUUCGAAAGCCAUCAAUCAUCAAUCAAAACACAAAAGCCGCAACUUUUCUCAUCAGAGACGAGGAGGGUAACGAUGUCAGUAGACAGUUUGAGGAAUUCGCGCUCGCUUGGAUCACGCACACCUUUCAAGAGGCGUCCGUUUUCCUUCGAGAACGACUUGCGAGAUCGAUAACUCUUCGCAGAAGGCGUUUCAUGUUCCGUCAACAUCACCAAAAGAAAUUGGGUAUCAAAGCUGUUCUGAACCCGCCAGCUCGACCUGAAAGGCCAGCUUGCGUUGAUCUCGAUACGGAAUCCACAGCUGUGGCAAGAACUAUUGUCGAUACUUCUAUUCAAAAAGUGGAGUUUAAGCAAAAGUCCUUACUCAAGCCAGCUCUGGCUUCGCAGACUUCUGCUUCUAGGGUUCAUGGGAAGUUCAGGACGGAGGAUGUGUUUCGUCCGACGACAUCACGAGCACCCACAGAGUUUUCCGGUACUAUUGUUCAACAAGAAGCAAUCGGUAUUUCUGAUCCUCCAAAAGCGGUUGCCGGUAGCAAAGAGUUUGAAUGCCCUUACUGUUGUAUGAUGCUUCCAAUGAAGGAAGCCAUGCGGUCCAAUUGGGUGCGUCACGUUUUAAACGACCUCGAACCUUAUGUGUGUGUUUUUGAAGAUUGCAGUGAUGCGCACAGAUUGUUUUGGGACCGUGCUGCGUGGCUCUCGCAUAUGCAAGACACCCACACAAGACAGUGGACGUGUCGAGCACCAGGCCAUAAAGUUAUCAUUUUCGAGACCGAAGACGGGUUUGAAGAUCACAUACGACUUGAUCAUGCCAAUGGCUUCAAAGAAAGUCAAUUACCAUGGUACAAGAAGCGUAGCCAAGGUCCGGCCUCAAGCCUGUUUUCUGAAUGUCCUCUUUGUGGCUAUGCACCUACUGAAGAACAGAUAGACUCUUUACUGAAUAAUACCGGUUCUCAUAGUAGUCAGAAACAAAACCGAAGCAAAAUUGUCUCAGAGGAUGUUGGUAAACACUUGGCAAGACAUUUGCAAGCCAUCUCAAUGAAAGCGCUGCCCUGGCAGGAGGAUGUUGAAGAAGAGUCAAGCGAGAAAGAGGCAUCGAAGCAUGCCGACGAAGGUCAUAAAAGCAACGAUGAUCUUGAAUCUCAUUUGGCUGGCGAUUUGAUUACACUGGCUGUUCACAAUGAUGAAUCCGACGCUGUCCACGACAUCGCAUGGCAAUUUGUCGAUCCUGCGGCAGCUGAUUGUGGAAUUAUUUUGAAACCAUGUGCUACGUACGAAAGCUAUCAAGCUGAAUGGGGAUUUAUGCCCCAAGCAGAGUACUACGGCCAUGAUAGGGAUCCUAUCUUACAGAAGCUGCUCAGAAGACUUUAUCUCGAUUCUUCCUCCACCACAGAACCACAUUCAGAUCUCGUCCUUCCUGUUUACAUGAUGCCACCAACACCACUCAACAAGAAUUUUUUCGGGCGUAAAAACACGCUCAAAGCAAUUGCGACAGAACUGAUACCAGAAACCAACACUAUUCCUGCCGAUGGUAAAGCAAUCACGUAUCCCCUGUCGUUUGCAAUAUGUGCGCCAGGAGGAAUGGGUAAGACGCAAGUUGCGAUACAGUUUGCACGGAAGUACCAAGAUGCUUUUGAUGUUAUUCUAUGGGUCAAUGCAGACAGUGCCAACGAGAUGGCUCAGGGGUUUCAAAAAAUUGCUCGUGUUCUUGGCCUCAUCCCAGAAGGUUCGAUUGAUGCCAACGACCUCGUACAUACCCGAGAACUUGUCAAACGGUGGCUUGUAAAGCCAUCACUCCGUGAUAGCUAUGAUAUUUCUCAGCAACAGAUAUCUUGGCUACUAAUUUACGAUGGCGUACAAGACCCGGACAUCCUGAACGACUUCUGGCCAUAUGAUGGGCCAGGCUCUGUCCUCAUCACAAGCCGAAAUCCGUUCUCCUGGACAAAGUCGUUACCACUGAAACAAUUUACUGCGGAAGAGGCUGUUGCUUUUCUUUUGAGGUUAACAAACAGGGAACUAUCGAAUGUGGACCGGAAAAGCGUCAGCAAUGUCAGCUCCCGAUUGGGUGGACUCCCUUUGGCUUUGACACAGAUGGCUAGUAUCAUUGUCACAAAACAGCUCAGCUUCUCCCAAUUCUUCGACUCUUACAACGAGCGGGAAAGCCAACGUGAACUCUUAAGAUUUAAAGAUAACCUGUCACUGAGCCAUGAGCACACCGUAGCCUCGGUCUGGGCAUUCGAGAAUCUCAAAUACGGCAGGAAACUCCUGAAUGUGCUAUCGAUGCUUGAUCCAGAUAGUAUACCAGAGCGUUUGCUUACCAAUGCUAUUAGUGGGAUCAACCUUCCGGGAUAUCCUACAACAGCCAAUGAAUACGAGCAUGCUAAAAGGGAGCUUUUAGCUUGUUCUCUGGUGACUGGGAACAAACAGGAAAGCAAGCUUUUCAUUCAUAGACUGGUACAAGAUGUUGCGAGAGCAGAAAUGGGACAGUCAGAAUUUCGACAAACUUUCGUUGCUUGUGUUAAACUAGUUGCGUCAAUAUGGCCCUUUGAGGACUUUACUUGGCGCCAUGGUGUUGCACGUUGGCCCAUUUGCGAGGAAGUCUUUCCACAUAUCUCCAGGCUCAAAGAUAUCUUCCCAGCGAUUCACCCUUCAGCGGAGACGUCUGAUGAUUAUCAUUUUGCCAGACUACUUACUGAUACUGGCUGGUAUUUGCAUGAGCGUGGAAGGUUGGUUGACACUAACCUGUAUAACAACAUGGCCCAGUCAAUUUGUGAGUCUCUCAAGUGUCAACUUGAUGUGCCUUCAGAUGUUGGUCCCUCUCACGGGGUGACACAUGCUGAGCUUGACUAUACACUCGCCGAACUUUAUCACAAUAGAGGGGUCAUUGCGUGUGGUUCGAGUGACUCUAUGGAAGGACUGAGAAAUCUCAAAAUCUUCCACGACAUGAUGGAGAAACAGUUUAAUAAAGAGACUCCGCGCACUGAUAUGCGGCUUGGCCUUGCUUGUAAUGAACUCGGGUUUGCAUACAUGCUUAAAGAGGACUGGGCUCAAGGGGAAGUAUACUUUCAGCGGUCCAUCGAGCUACUUCAACAACUUGACGAGUAUGAGCCGGUCUUAAUAUCGCUUCCGAUGGUUAAUCUAGGGUACGCGUAUUGGCUACAAGGCAGGUUGAGCGACGCCGCAGACGUCUUGGAGAAGGGCGUAAGCGACCGCGAGGAGAAAUAUGGCAUUCAAGAUCGGAUAUCGUUCAUCUCAGGGAGAUUUUACCAUGCCCUUGGCAAUGUAAUGUACGAUCAAGGGUCCGCCGAAGAAAGUCUCAGCUAUCACCAUAAAGCCCUUCUUCACUACAAAGCCACGCUGGGAAACAACCACCAUCUCACUGCAUCGGUGUUCGUCAAAGUCGCGGAGCACAACAUUCGCGUGUGUCAAUAUGACACCGCUGUAGCUCUGCUGGACCACGCAUUCAAAGUAUAUUCCAUGUCCAAGAGUUACCUGUCUGAGAGAGCACGAGUUUCCUUUAAGCGAUCUCAGGCUCUGAAAGGUCUUGGAAGGUUUGAAGACGCGGGUAAAGAGCUGAGGAAGUGCUUUCAAGUGUACGAGGAACAGGUCGUUGAGAGAGUCGCUGUGACAGGUAAGAAGAGGACGGUAAAAAGUAAGGCGGAAGAUCUGACUGAUAGGGAUUUCGAUGAUUUGGUUGCAUUCUGGUUUAAGUAGCUGAGCAUUUGGAUAUAUUUGUGGAUUGUUUACGCCUUUACAGUCCAAUGUACCUAGAUAGAGCUAAGUCGGGCACACGACUUGUGUUCCUUACAACUCUGAUACAUCUUCAAAACAGCAUCGAUUAAUCAACUUCAAACGUUCUUUCCAGCAAAAUACACAUGGUACAUAUUCAAUUUAAACAGGAGAAAAGAAAAGAGAAAGGGGAGACAUGAACCAACAAACUUGAGAAUUCAUCACGUGGUAUGAUGUAGAAUAGGGAUUUAUCUUGCAUUGCGAAUAGCGGUCAAAAUUAAAUUUGCCUAAUCGGUCGCUGACAGCGAAGAGGAAGUUAAAAAAGAUCGUCGAGAUGUAUGGGCCGGAGUGGACGAAGCGUGGACUGAUCAGCGGUACUAAGAACUAGUUGAAACGGAGCAAGGAAUCUGGUGACAUCAGAUGUAAAAAGCCUGUGAGAUAAUCGAUGAGAGAAUACUUUAGAGCUUGAAUAGUGAAGAGGCUAUUGGUGAUCAUAAGGAGAAGUCUGGAGAAUCGUAGAUUGACGAGAGAGAUGAGGUGGUGACGCGGUUGGGAUAGCCGUCGUCGCUGUUUGCAGCUUGGUGCCUACCUACCAAAUAAAUGGAUAGACGAGAUACCCGGCGCUGAUUGAAUUACGGCUGGAUAGUUAAACAACAAAGUAUGAAGCAAGUGAAUUCAAU
Messenger RNA from Cadophora gregata, 5238 nucleotides. RefSeq lists its product as uncharacterized. The coding region runs from base 38 to 4543 and encodes 1501 amino acids. Lineage: Eukaryota; Fungi; Ascomycota; Leotiomycetes; Helotiales; Ploettnerulaceae. The transcript is spliced from 6 exons. Gene Ontology annotation, molecular function: protein binding. The record is from RefSeq and is a predicted model, not a curated record.